AAUACGUCCCCCUGGGUUUUCAUUUGUUCUUCCUCCAUUGCUUUCCACUUGGCCAGCCAUGUCAUGAGGRAAAAAUAGCGAAAGGAAGAACUGUUUUGUAAUCUUAUCUACCUUGUACUGAAAUUUAGGCCAUUUUUUCUCCGGUUACGACCAUUUUAAAGACUGAUUGUUGUAGGAAUCGGAGGAAGUAUUUUGGUAUUGUAACAACGAUUAUUCCUGGCUGUCAUCGGUCUAUACGAGAUUGACAAAGUUUUUGAGCUCUGACAAGGACCGACAGCUGGCCUAUAAAGAACACAUCUUUUAGCCUGAACGGAAAAAUUAAGCGAAGCCUUCAUCAAGUUAAGAUCAUCAGUGCUAAAAAGGAAACAGAAAGCUAAAACAGGCGACAAGAAGUGUCGCUGUCGUGUGACACAGCACGAACUUCCAAGAUGAAGUUCUGGAGCCAACUAAAGCUUCUUCUUUGGAAAAACUUUACUCUGCGAAAACGUCAAACGGCAAGAAAUGUUAUAGAAAUACUAUGGCCAUUAGUGUUGUUCUUCAUCCUUGUGGCAGUAAGGACCAAACGACCACCAACUGCCAGACAAAACAUCUACUAUCGACCAAGAGCCAUGCCUUCUGCUGGUCUGAUUCCAUUCAUGCAAUCAUUCUUGUGUGAUUUUCGAGGGACAGGUCUGAAUUAUUCCGAUGCAAUUCAGAGUGAUUUACCUAACCUGCAAAACUCAAGCUUUGCAAGAUUUCUAGAAGAUGCAUUUCCUAUCAUUCAAAACAGUACACUUAGAGACAGAGUUCUAAGGUUAGGCCAAGACUACCAGAAWUAUAUCAGAGAUGAAAGUCAAUGGAUGAAAUUGUGGAAUCAGUACCAAAACUUAACUGAUAUUACAA
This is a messenger RNA of Actinia tenebrosa (Australian red waratah sea anemone), 882 nucleotides long. RefSeq names its product phospholipid-transporting ATPase ABCA1. Gene Ontology annotation, biological process: transmembrane transport; lipid transport. Lineage: Eukaryota; Metazoa; Cnidaria; Anthozoa; Actiniaria; Actiniidae. Gene Ontology annotation, cellular component: membrane; intracellular membrane-bounded organelle. The record is from RefSeq and is a predicted model, not a curated record. Gene Ontology annotation, molecular function: ABC-type transporter activity; ATP binding; ATP hydrolysis activity.